Aureobasidium vineae is the source of this 3624-nucleotide messenger RNA. The record is from the annotation of a GenBank genome assembly. NCBI's taxonomy places the organism in Eukaryota, Fungi, Ascomycota, Dothideomycetes, Dothideales, Saccotheciaceae.
AUGGCGCAACCACACACAACUGCAGAGACGGCCACAACAACAAACACUACAUUUUUCAUAUCUAAUCUCCACUGUCCCUCAUGUAUCACAAGCAUUCAGUUCUGUCUGGAAGACUUGGGUAUUCAACCAUUUUCGAUCUCACACUCGAUAAUCCAGCACUCAAUCACGAUCCGCCACGGUUUAUCCAUCUUCCACACCGCCAUCACCUCAAAUCUGGAAAAAGCAGGCUUUGAAGUCUACAGUGUUGUACCAACGAAUCGGAAAUCGGCAUUUCGGCCUUGGCAACCUCAAGAUACUGGCAGCAAUGAAGACUGGGGCUUGGAGCAGGCUGUCCAGCGAUGGAAGACUGCAUGGAAGGACAGAGAUGCAGAAGUGGAGAACAGCAGGAAGAGAAAAAGACAUGUGGAGCAGUGUGCGCUAUGUCUUGACGAACUGCAGCAUAGUCGUGGCUCUUUGGAAGCUUUGAUGGAGAAAGUACACUCGUUUGCUGAUGCUUCUGCUGAUGUCGAGAGAGGAGUUUCUGUUUCUUCUCGAGAUGAAGACGAGGAGAGAGUUACAGAAAAGCUUGACUCUGUGGAGUCUGCUACACCUGAGCUCUUUUGUGCUACUCUCUCGAUUGAGGGUAUGACUUGCAGUGCUUGCGUUACCAAUGUCUCGCAGGCCUUCUCUCAGCUUCCGUUCGUACAGGACGUGAAUGUCAAUCUUCUGAGCAACUCAGCCACUGUCGUCUUCUCGGGUCGAAACAAUGACAAGCUCGUCUCCGAGUCCAUCGAAGAUGCUGGAUAUGAUGUGUUUCUGAACGAAGUGGAGCCUCUGGGUGUCAAGACUACCAACGAGCAGACGUGGAAAGCAACAUUCUCGAUCACAGGCAUGACCUGUGCUGCUUGUGUGCAAUCUCUUACCACCGGACUGGAGAAGCCGGAAUGGAUUGAGAGUGCUCAGGUGAACCUGAUCUCCAACAGCGCCACCGUUACGUUUAGAGGAACCAAAGAAGGCGUCAAAGAUGUCAUCGAAAUCAUCGAAGACUCGGGCUUUGACGCUUCCACUGAAGAAGUCAACAGUAUUCAAACCACCCAGGAGCAGGCUCUGGAGCGGAAGGUUAUUUUGCAGAUGACAGGCAUGUACUGUCAUCACUGCCCACCACGCAUCAUGAAAGCCCUGGCCGACAACUUUGGCACCCAAGUCACGAUCGACGAAGAGUGCAGUAUGGCAAACCCACUACUCAGACUCAGCUAUCGACCUCAGCCACCAAAUCUGACACUGAGGCACAUCCUCAAUGUUAUCAAUGGGCUGAACACAGAAGUGCAAGCCUUCAUCUACAAUCCUCCAACCAUCGAGCAACGAUCAAGGGAAAUCCACGCCGCCGAACGCAGAAAGAUACUCCUUCGCUUCAUGCUGUGUCUCACAACAGCAAUUCCAACAUUCGUUAUCGGCAUUGUAUACAUGACGCUCGUAAAUCACGAAAACAAGGGUCGCAGAUACCUUAUGCAACCCAUCUGGGCAGGUACGGUCACCAGAGCAGACUGGGCUUUGUUCAUCAUGGGCACCGUCAUCUAUUUCUUUGCCGCCGACAUCUUCCACAUUCGAAGUUUGCAGGGCAUUUAUCUCAUGUGGAAGCCUUCAUCACGCACGCCCUUAAGCCAUCGUCUACUCAGAUUCGGCAAUAUGAACAUGUUGAUUAGUCUGGGGACGUCGAUUGCAUAUUUUGCUUCCAUUGCCGCUCUCACCAUCAAUACUACGAGUGCAAAGAAUACGAUGGGACAGGCACAGGCUUAUUACUUUGACUCUGUGGUUUUUCUGACGUUGUUCUUGUUGGGUGGUAGAGGGUUAGAGGCGUGGAGCAAGGCGAAAACCGGUGAUGCCGUUGCUGCUCUAGGGUCCCUGAGACCUGACACUGCUCUCUUGGUCAUUCCCUCUGCUGACGAAACCUCCACGACUCUGGUCAAGACAGCAACCGAAUUGCUGGAAGUCGGAGAUGUGGUCAGAGUCCUCCAAGGCAGUUCUCCCNCCUUCGACGGCAUCAUCGUCGACGGCGAGACCAAAUUUGACGAGGCAAGUUUGACAGGAGAAUCCAAACUCGUUUCCAAGCACAUCGGCGAUCAAGUCUUCUCCGGCACAAUCAACAAAGCAGCACCAAUCGAUGUGCGAUUGACUUCCAUCUCGGGCACUUCCAUGCUAGACCAAAUCAUCAAAGUCGUCCGCGAAGGACAAACCAAACGCGCGCCGGUGGAACGUAUAGCAGAUAUUCUGACCUCACGUUUUGUUCCGUUUAUCAUCCUCAUCGGCAUCUCUACAUGGCUCAUCUGGCUCUCUUUAGGUCUGUCCGGCACCUUACCAUCUUCAUGGCUGGAUUCGCAGAUUGGUGGAUGGCCGUUUUGGUCGCUGCAGUUUUCUAUUGCCGUGUUUGUGGUGGCGUGUCCUUGUGGUAUUGGUCUUGCUGCUCCUACUGCAUUGUUUGUGGGUGGUGGGCUGGCUGCCAAACAUGGGAUUCUGGUCAAAGGAGGAGGAGAGGCGUUUCAAGAGGCGAGCAUGCUUGACUGUGUCGUUUUUGACAAGACGGGCACGUUGACGCAGGGGACUGCGCCCGCUGUUGCUGAUUGCAAAGUCUUUGGCGAUAACUAUGCGCAAGAGGCGUUGAUGAUGGCCAGGGCGCUCGAGGAGAAUAGCAGUCAUCCGGUUGCUAGAGCUGUUGUCGAGUACAGCAAAGCUCAACUUUCGAGUGUUGACUGCAAGCAGGCUCUCGAUGUUGAGGAAGUGCCUGGUAAAGGACUUCAAGGCGCUUUCAACAUGGACUCGGAAGCACAGGUCACAGCAAUCAUCGGCAAUGAAGCACUAAUGGCAGAUUACAACCUACAGCUCGACUCGGAAAGCAGGGACCUGGUUGAAAGCUGGAAACAGCAGGGCAAAUCAAUUGCUCUUCUAUCAACCUCUUCCUCUUCAAAGACAGGCUUCAGUCUAGUCGCAGCCUUUGCCAUUGCAGAUCCGCUACGACCUGAAGCAGCCACAGUCGUCAAGUGGCUGCAGAAGCAAGGGCUCGAAGUAUUCAUGAUCUCGGGUGACAACACAACCACAGCAAACAGCGUGGGAGCAGCGGUAGGCAUACCGGCAUCCAACAUUAUGGCUGGAGUUAUGCCAGAGCAAAAAGCAGAUAAGAUCAAGUAUCUGCAGCAGACUCUUGCACCACGACAUCCGCGAGCUUUGAUCGGGCCUCGCAAGCAGAGGGCUACGGUAGCCAUGUGCGGCGACGGCAUCAACGACUCUCCUGCUCUGGCGAGGGCGGAUGUGAGUAUUGCGAUUGGGUCGGGGUCUGAUGUGGCCUUGUCGACUGCAUCUUUUGUGCUUGUCACAUCCGACUUGCAUGCAUUGGUCAGACUUCUGGAAUUGUCGCGUGUGGUAUUCCGCAGGGUGAUGCUCAACUUUGCUUGGGCAUUGGUGUACAACUUGAUUGCGUUACCCGUGGCGGCAGGAGCGUUGUAUGCGAUCAGCAACGGAGGAAAGCACGUCCGGCUGGAUCCAGUGUGGGCCAGUUUGGCCAUGGCGCUGAGUUCGGUGUCCGUAGUGUCGAGCAGUCUUCUGCUGCGCACCAAGAUUCCCUUUGUAGGCUUCAGAGCAUCCGAAAUAUAG